Messenger RNA from Manduca sexta (tobacco hornworm), 6443 nucleotides. It is a transcript of the gene clu, whose product is annotated as clustered mitochondria protein homolog. Gene Ontology annotation, molecular function: mRNA binding; protein binding. The record is from RefSeq and is a predicted model, not a curated record. Gene Ontology annotation, biological process: intracellular distribution of mitochondria. Gene Ontology annotation, cellular component: cytoplasm. Lineage: Eukaryota; Metazoa; Arthropoda; Insecta; Lepidoptera; Sphingidae.
GGUGUAAGGUGUUCUUGCAUUUUGGUGGUUUUUAUUGCACUUUGUAUUCAUGUCAGUCGAAUUUGAACCUUAUGUCUACCGCAUGUGUUCUUUCAGCUGAGAGUGGAACCGUGUCGUCGCGGUCAAUCUGAACCGGAUUGAUUCCUCGUGUUGUGAUGGCUCUCGGUAGUGAAGUGAAUGAUAGCUCCUCAAAAAAUACUUCCCAGAAAGUGAAAAAAUGUCCAGCGAACAUUACAGUGAAUGAUAAAAGCGGUGGCGACAAUGUUACCAAAGCUGAUAAACAAAGUAAACAAUCAGUGAAAAUGAAGAAAGAUGCCGAAUCAAAAACAGUAGCCGUUAGUAAUGGUCACGCAAGCACCCCGAAUGGACGAGCCGACGACGAAGGCGGUGGUGGUAGCGCUGCUACGCCGCGCGUUUCUUACGCUGCUGCAGCUCGCAAACCGGCCUCACCGCAGUCUAGCAUCACGCCUGCACCUUUCCCCUUAAAUACAGAAACUCAAAAAGCCAAAACUAAUGGCGAGAAGUUGUUACAAAUAAAAACUACGACAACUAAAGCUGGAGAAGAAACAAUAACAAAGGUUAAUGAUAUUACAAAAGAUAAGAUAGAUACCAAAGAACAAAUCCUAAACGGCACAGAAACAUCAUGUGACACCUUAGUUAACGGUGAUCCAAAAAAAGAUCCAGAUUGUGAUAUUAGCAGUAGUGAUAAUACUAAAGUAGUUACUAAUGGAAUUAAUAGUGAUUCCGACGACACAAAAUCGAGUAAGUCUGACGAAGGGCAUAAAGCCGUUGUUCCUAAUGUAUGUCCAAAUAAGUCCGAGGAAAAACAGGUUUCUGAUAAAAAGAAAGACAAUAAGAAAACUAAGACAGCUGAGAGAAGCAGUGAUUCGGAGAAGAAAAAAGAUUCUUUAAAAAAUAAAAAUCAAGAAGCCAAAAAAGAGGAUGAAGCACCUGUAAAUAAUGGUGAAGCUUCGGAAAAAGUUAAUGGCGAUAGCAAUAAAGUAGUUAAUGGUGAUGGCGAAAGGGAGUCUUCACCGAGUGAAGAUGGUGAUGAAAAAAAGAGAGAUGCUGAAGUUGUUUUUAUUCAAGAUAUGGGUUUCACGGUUAAAAUUGUUAGUCCAGGCGCUGAGCCUCUAGAUAUCCAAGUAUCAAGUAUGGAACUAGUUCAAGAAAUACACCAAGUGCUGAUGGACCGUGAAGACACAUGCCACAGAACUUGUUUCUCUUUACAACUGGAUGGUGUUACUUUAGAUAAUUUUGCAGAAUUGAAAAAUAUCGAAGGACUAAAAGAGGGAUCUAUCAUUAAGGUUGUAGAAGAACCUUACACAAUGCGCGAGGCUCGAAUCCAUGUCCGUCAUGUUAGGGAUCUUCUUAAGUCUAUAGAUUAUACAGAUGCGUAUGCAGGCCAGGAAUGCAGUUCUCUUGCUUUCCUAAACAUUAUUACACAAGGGGAUAUAUUAGAAAAGAAGAAGUCACGUCCAGAAAGUGUGGAUUGUACGCCACCAGAUCACAUAAUGCCGGGAAGCACGGAGCGACCUUUACUGCCGCUCCAUCCCGGCCUCACAAAAGAAAAUCAAGCCCCGCAAUGUCUCAAGGUGCUGACCACGUCCGGCUGGAACCCGCCGCCCGGACCGCGCAAGAUGUGCGGCGAUCUUCUAUAUCUGCAUGUUGUUACUCUCGAGGAUCGCCACUUUCAUAUCACAGCGUGCCCGAGGGGAUUUUACCUCAACCAGUCAAACGAAGAGCUGUUCAACCCUCGUCCAGCGAACCCGCCCCUGCUGUGCCACUCGUUGAUCGAGCUGCUGAGCAUAGUGUCGCCGGCCUUUAAGCGUAACUUCGCGCUGGUGCAGAAGCGGCGUAUGCAGAAGCACCCCUUCGAAAGAGUCGCUACCCCUUACCAGGUGUACCAGUGGGCCUCGCCGAUGCUUGAUCACACUGUAGACGCCAUCCGCGCCGAAGACACCUUCUCGUCUAAACUGGGCUAUGAGGAGCACAUCCCGGGGCAGACGCGCGACUGGAACGAGGAGCUGCAGACGACGCGCGAGCUGCCGCGCUCCACGCUGCCCGAGCGACUAUUGCGAGAACGGGCUAUUUUCAAGGUGCACAGCGACUUCGUGGCGGCGGCGACGCGCGGCGCCAUGGCGGUGGUGGACGGCAACGUGAUGGCCAUCAACCCCGGCGAGGAGCCCAAGAUGCAGAUGUUCAUAUGGAACAACAUCUUCUUCUCGCUCGGCUUCGACGUGCGCGACCAUUACAAGGACUUAGGAGGUGACGCGGCGGCUUUCGUAGCGCCCCGUAACGACCUGCAAGGCGUGCGAGUGUACAGCGCAGUGGAUACCCCGGGACUGCACACACUAGGCACGGUGGUGGUCGACUACCGCGGGUACCGCGUCACGGCGCAGUCCAUCAUCCCCGGGAUACUUGAGAAGGAACAGGAGCAGAGCGUCGUGUACGGCAGCAUUGACUUCGGCACCACUGUGCUGUCGCAUCCUAAGUAUAUGGAGUUGCUGAGCAAAGCUGGUCAGCAGUUGAAGAUCAUGCCGCACUCGGUGAUCAGCGCCAACGGCGACACGGUGGAGUUGUGCUCGAGCGUGGAGUGCAAGGGCAUCGUCGGCAACGACGGCCGCCACUACAUACUCGACCUGCUGCGCACCUUCCCGCCGGACGUCAACUUCUUGCAGCUGACAGAUGAUGAACUGAGGGAGGACAUCAAGUCUAUGGGAUUUCCGAUAGUACACAAGCACAAACUAUGCUGUCUGCGACAAGAAUUAGUCGAUAGUUUCGUUGAGGCUCGUUACUUCAUGUUCAUACGUUACGCCGCCUUCCACUUGCAACAGUUGAGUGCAAAGCGUCAACGUGAUAACGAACCCAAAUCGAUUGAGGCCAACAAGGACUCGGACAAAAAAGAUACUACAGAAGAGGCAAAGGGAAAAGUAGAAAAGAGCCAAGAAAAGGCUAAAGAUAAGAAAGGGAAGAAAGAUGACAAAGACAAUAAGGAAAAAGAAAAGAAAGAGAACAAAGCAGAGAAGGAAACAGAUGAUAAAGAAUCAAAGAAUGAUGAUAAAGGCAAAGAUGAUGACCUACUGCUGAAUGAAAACUAUUCCGAUAUUGAUACGGAUGUGGCUAAGAAGAUCGUGGAAAGUAUAACGGAUUCCAUCUGCAGUGGAGAUAAGGAUAAGGAGAAUGAUUCGGGCGAGCGCUCCCGCGCGGUGGUGGCGGCGGCGGCGCGCGCCGUGGCGUCGCUCAAGGAGUCGGAGUUCGACGUGCGCUUCAACCCCGACGUGUACUCCGCCGGCAUCAAGCACGCCGCCGCGCCCGAGCAGCUCGCCAAACAGCGCCACCUCGUCAAGGAGGCCGCCGCCUUCCUGCUCACCACGCAGAUACCAGCUUUCGUGCGCGAGUGCCUGGAGCACACGUCGGCGCCGAUGGACGGCGCGGGGCUGACGGAGGCGCUGCACGCGCGCGGCAUCAACGUGCGCUACCUCGGGCGCGUGGCCGCCGCGCUGCGCCCGCACCACAACCUCGCCUACCUGCACGCCAUCGCGCUCGCCGAGCUGCUGCUGCGCGCCGCCAAGCACGUCUACACCGCCUACCUGCAGGGUUGCGAGGCGAUGAGCAUCGGUUCGGGCGUGGCGCACUUCCUGAACUGCCUGCUGGGCGCGUGCGCGGCGCCAGCGGUGUGUCGGCGCCGGAGGGCGCGGGCGGUGCGCGCGGCGGGGCGCGGGGGCCGCGGGCGCCGGGCGCGCCGCCACGCGCAUGCGCCCGCCUCGCCGCAGCCCGACUGGCACAACCUCACGCCCAAGACACUGUUUUCGCAGAUCAAACAGGAACUCAAGGCUUAUUGGGGCUAUGAAUUAAACGCUGAUAACAUGGAGUCUGUCAUAGAGAAAAAUGGGCUACAAAAAAUAUCGCUUCUCAGGUCAUUUGCACUUAAAGUUGGCUUGCAAUUAUUAUUGCGGGAAUAUGAUUUCGACAAUAAGAACAAGGGGCCGUUCACAAGUUCCGACAUUAUGAACAUAUUCCCUGUUGUUAAACAUAUCAACCCUCGCGCAUCCGACGCUUACAACUUCUACACGACUGGUCAGAACAAGAUCCAAGCAGGCGCUGUAUCGGAGGGCCACGAACUUAUAGCGGAGGCCCUGAACCUUCUGAACAACGUGUACGGCGCGAUGCACGGCGAGAUCGCGCAGUGUCUCCGCAUGGUGGCGCGCCUGUGCUACGUCACCGGCGAGCACAGGGACGCCAUGGCCUACCAACAGAAGGCUGUGCUCAUGUCCGAGAGGGUCAACGGCAUUGAUCAUCCGUAUACUAUUACUGAAUAUUCUCACCUGGCACUGUACUGCUUUGCAAAUGGUCAAGUAAGCACCGCAUUGAAGUUGCUAUACCGUGCACGCUAUCUGGCGUUGCUUGUCUGCGGUGAAAACCAUCCUGAAAUGGCACUUUUGGACAGCAACAUCGCGCUGAUCCUGCACGCGGUGGGCGAGUACGAGCUGUCGCUGCGGUUCGCGGAGCGCGCGCUGAGCGUGACGAGCGCGUCGCACGGCGCGCGCUCGCUGAAGGCCGCCGUCGCGCGCCACCUGCUCGCGCGCACGCUCUCCUGCCUCGGCGACUUCCGCGCCGCGCUGCAGCACGAGAAGGAGACCUACUCCAUCUACAAGCACCUGUUGGGUGAGAAGCACGAGAAGACGCGCGAGUCGUCGGAGUGCCUGCGCCACCUGACGCAGCAGGCGGUGGUGCUGCAGAAGCGCCUCGCCGAGGCGUACGCGCGAGCGCCACUCGCGCCGGCGCACCACCCGCCGCUGCACAUCCAGCCGCCCGGCAUGGCCUCCGUCAUCGACAUGCUCAACCUCAUCAACGGGAUCCUCUUCGUGCAGAUCAGCCCUCAAGACAUUGAGCAGUUUAAAGCGGAGAUCGAAAAAAGACAGCUGAAGGACCUGCCGAUCCCGGGCAUCCUGUCGGAGCUGGGCGGCAAGGCGGCGGAGGGCGCGGAGGCGGCGGCGGGCGAUAGUUGAAGUCCUCUCUCGCCUCCCUCCGGACUGUGUAGUGAUAGCGACUCGUCGCUCGUUCAUUACGUACGUUACAUUAUAUUACGUACUGUUACUUUAAUCGAUUGAUGAUAUUGUUCCUUAUCUAUGAAUGUAUGCGGUAGUGAAUAGUGUGCUAAGGUUUGAUGUAGAUUUUUUUUAUUAGAAAAAUUGUGGAUAUAAUUUCGACUAAUAAAUUGAGUUGUUCGAAUGAAUUCUCGCGUUUUGCGGUAGAUUAUGCGUGUGCAUCUUUCCAUGUUUCGCUCAAAUGUCGCAAAUAAAGGUUUUUAUUUUGCGCAUUCAUUUGGAAUUUACAAUUGUUACACUCACCCAAAGUAGUGCAAUUUCAACAUAGUGAUAAUAGCAAUAUUUUUUGGUUGUGAACCUGGGACCGUGUGUGUCGCUGAGUAAUGGUUACUGGUGCUACUGCCAAUUUACCCUUCGUAUAUGAUUUUAUUAUGGAUUUGUUAUCGUCGAGUAUUAUUUUUUUAGUAUGGGAGUAUAAUUAUUGUUGAGACACCCAUAGCAGUAGAAAUUCAGUUAUAUUGUAAUUGAAAUGUAACAGAAUUAAAAAAAAUAAACUUUAAUCCUGUACACGAUUGCCUACAAAGAUUUUAAUUUAUUGAUAUUUUUAUGUGUAAGGUGUUCGACAACCACUGCCUUAUUGUUACAGUUGAUAUCUGGUUUUCGUUGUUAGUGCCAUAUAUGUAUGUAGUGAAUGUUAGUGAUUAUAUUAUGUAAUAUUUUCGUUAGUCUGUGAUAUAGAAAGUUUUUAUCAUCGAGUCAACUUGCCUUAUGUAAUGCAAUAACAUUGAUCUUUGUUACCGGCAAUGCGUCCUUAAUGCACGUAACAAAAUAUUUUAUUGUAUCAAACAAAAUAGAUUACUAGUAACUUUCAUACCGACUGACUAUUCGUGUCGUUUAUCUUUGUGUGUGACAAAUUAUAUUUUCGUUGUUUCGGUGUUUAUAUAUGAAGUACCAAGUUCAAUAAGUUUCACUCUCGAAUUAGUUUGAUCAAACUUUAUAAGAUGGUUAUAAAAGAGGAAUUGUACGUGCCUAAUGUAAAUGUCAUUUAUUAAUGUCCGUUCUUAUGUAUCCGCCUUAUCUUUCUACUUCUGUGAUCACAGUCACUCCAUUAUUGUCGUUUUCGCUGUUAGCAAUUGCUUCGGUAUGAUUUCCUUGUGCUGUGUUGGAUUUCUAAACGUUGGGUGCACAAACCACACUCGUCGAUUAUGUUGGGAUCGUACGUGAAUACGCACACUAUAGAGCUGGGUUAAGCGAAAUAUAUACAAUGUUGUUCAAUAAAGUUACGUGCCUAAGCAAAUAAACAAUUGUUGUUGUUACAUUUCUUUAACAAUAUGAUGACCAUGUAAAUACGGCGCUGUUCGUAGUAUAAUAUAAUAAAAAUCGUUUUUAAAA